Olea europaea var. sylvestris is the source of this 1874-nucleotide messenger RNA. RefSeq names its product protein root UVB sensitive 2, chloroplastic. The record is from RefSeq and is a predicted model, not a curated record. Lineage: Eukaryota; Viridiplantae; Streptophyta; Magnoliopsida; Lamiales; Oleaceae. Gene Ontology annotation, biological process: response to UV-B; auxin polar transport. The coding region runs from base 486 to 1655 and encodes 389 amino acids. The transcript is spliced from 9 exons. Gene Ontology annotation, cellular component: chloroplast envelope.
CCACUUUAUACUUGCUUCACACUAGGUCUUGCUAAUUAUUGCGAUAAUUGUAUCACCUAUAUGUGUGUGUUUCGUGUUUAGCCAAAAUUUUGCUCGCCCAUGUAGCUAACUUCUGUCAAGAAUUCCGUUUUGAUUUACAGCAUUUGUUGUUAUUAUUUGGUCUUGCGUUCUUCAGGUUGGUUUCAGUUGGGGAAAAAAUUAUUUCUUGUUCCUUUUGUGGGGGGUUCGAUUGAUUUUUAAAAAUAUAUUCCUUUUCUAUUGUAUCACAAACAAAGAAAAAAGAAAAAUGGGGAAAGUCUGAUGACGGUGAGAUGGUGGAUAGUGUUGUGAAGGUGGUGAUACCGCCCUAAAUACCAAGCACGAGAGGGUGAGGUGUUCGGUAUUGAAAACAUUUGAGUGUGGUGCAGGUGGAUAUAGGAGCGAGUUUGUGCAUUCAUUUUACUUGACCCUGAACUAUUAUUUCCUUUUCCUGACAUGGCUUUCAAAUGCAUUUCCCACAGGUGAAGAUAGUUGAUGAUUCUAGACCUGUUACCCGUAGAAUAGUUGAAUCUUUUCUGAAUAAGUUCUUUCCUUCAGGAUACCCAUACAGUGUGAACGAGGGAUAUCUUCGAUACACACAAUUCCGCGCCUUGCAGCACUUCACAAGUGCAGCAUUGUCUGUAUUAUCAACUCAGUCUCUGCUAUUUGCUGCAGGCUUACGGCCUACCCCUGCGCAGGCUACUGCUGUUAGUUGGAUAUUAAAGGAUGGCAUGCAACAUGUCGGGAAGCUCAUAUGUAGCAAUUUGGGUGCAAGGAUGGACUCAGAACCAAAACGCUGGAGGAUUUUGGCGGAUGUUCUCUAUGACUUGGGUACUGGUUUGGAAGUGCUUUCUCCUUUAUGUCCACACUUAUUUCUUGAAAUGGCUGGUCUUGGGAACUUCGCCAAGGGAAUGGCAGUUGUUGCUGCAAGGGCGACAAGAUUGCCUAUAUAUUCUUCAUUUGCCAGAGAAGGAAAUCUCAGUGACCUUUUUGCAAAAGGCGAAGCCAUCUCAACACUCUUUAAUGUUGUUGGAAUAGGUGCAGGAAUUCAAUUAGCUUCUACUAUUUGCUCAACUAUGCAGGGGAAGUUGGUGGUUGGACCUCUUCUUUCUGUACUACAUAUUUACAGUGUCUGUGAAGAGAUGCGAGCUGCUCCUGUCAACACACUAAAUCCACAGAGAACCGCAAUGAUCGUGGCAGAUUUUUUGAAGACAGGUAAAAUUUCUAGUCCUGCUGAUCUAAGGUAUGGAGAAGAUCUCUUAUUUCCCAGCCGGCUUAUCGAGGAAGCGGGAAAUGUUAUGGUUGGAAGGCCUUUACACAAGGCCGUCAAGCCUUCGAAGCUUCACCAGAUAAAAAGAACAUUUCCCGAGGGAAAAUUCAUUUUACAUCUCAGAACUAGAUGGACAGAUAUGAUAUUGGAGCACAACGCGACUGGUGAAGACGCUUUGAGGGGGUGGCUGGUUGCUGCAUAUGCUGCAGAUAUAGAGAAGUCUUUCAAUCUGUCUACUGAGAUUGCAUUGCAGGAUGCAUAUGAGAGGAUGAAUAGCGUAUUUUCUCCCUUUCUCUCAGAGCUGCAGUCUAAAGGGUGGCAUACUGAUCAGUUUCUUGAUGGAACAGGAUGUCGUUUUUCAUUUUAGUGUCAUGCGUACGAGGUAAAACCUUGACUUUUUCAGGAAAUUUUGCAGCUUGUAUUCACAGAAAUUGUUUAUUUCGUGUUGGGACGAGAGAAUUGUAGCCUACUUAUGUCAUUAUAGGGAAUUAUAAUUAAUAAAUAAAGAAUUUGGACAUGACGUUGCCAUUCUUGACAAUGUAAUAGAAUUGUUAUUUUUGUCCUAAUAUUUGCCGUUCUUUUUGGA